CGUCGUUCUUAUUCAUCUUCGGAAAUCAAUUUUCUCUGCGAACUUUGGUAUCCCUUGGCAGUUAAGAAAUACAACUGCAUCUCGAUCUCUCAUUUCUGAACGGGAAAUCUAUAAACUGUUUGGAAGAUCUCCGACAUUAAUUAGCGGUAAAACUUUCACCGACUUAUAUUGGAUUCUUUCACAUUUUAAGCAGGUGGUUUCAGCUAUGGGCGACAGAGAUACUGAUGACAGGGAGUCAAACCUGCCAUUGGUGCAGUAACAACUGGGAUCUCAGUAAUGUCAAUGGGAGAAAUGAUGCAUCCGUUACAAAUGACAAUCUCCUUCCGCAACUCCUCACUUCUGUGCCAAGACUUAAUGAAGCAGCGUCUUAUCUCGCAGAAAAAACUUCUCUGUUUACAAGCUGUCUUCCUGAUCUUUCUGGCCCAGCCUUUGGACACUCUGGUGAACAGGAAAUGGUGACAUUUGAAUCUAGAGAUUCCGAAGGAUCUGUUAGCCGCAGUUAUACUUAUGUAGGUGCAACUACAUUUCCAUCUUCUGAAUCAUCUCAUGAAGCAGCUGAUGUUCCUUCUGUCCAUGAAGGAAUACCUAGGAGUUCAACUGAAUCAGAAAGUGGUUCAUUGCUAAAUUCUAAUGCAAUUGUGACGUCAACUCAAUCCAAUCGAAAUGGAAUUUCCAUUUUCCAAGGUCUUAUUCAAAGAGUACAGAGGACAGUUCGUGGCUCAGCUGAUGAUAUUGGAUGGAUGCAACGUGAUCCACAAAUGCCUCCAAUUGAAGAUGGGACUGACAGAUUUUUGGAGAUUCUUGAUGCUAUUAGGCAUGGUGUGCACAGGUUGCCAAACUCGGUGGUAUACUUGUUGGUACCAGGUCUAUUCAGCAACCAUGGGCCACUUUACUUUGUUAAUACAAAAACAAGUUUCUUGAAAAUGGGACUCACUUGUCAUAUAGCCAAAAUUCACAGUGAGGCAUCGGUGGAAAAAAAUGCCAGUGAGAUAAAAGAGUAUAUUGAAGAAAUCUUCUGGGGUUCUGGUAAACGUGUUCUGCUUCUUGGACAUAGCAAGGGGGGGAUAGAUGCUGCUGCUGCUCUAUCCAUGUAUUGGACUGAUUUGAAAGAUAAGGUUUCCGGGCUGGCACUCACUCAGAGUCCAUAUGGUGGUACUCCAAUUGCGUCAGAUAUACUUCGAGAAGGGCAGUUGGGUGAUUAUGUUAAUAUCCGCAAACUUAUGGAGAUCCUCAUCUGUAAAGUGAUCAAGGGAGACAUGCAAUCAUUAGAAGACCUGACUUAUGAGAAGAGGAAGGCAUUCUUGAGGAAAUACCAACUGCCAAGAGAACUCCCCAUUGUUUCUUUCCACACAGAGGCCAGCAUAUCUCCGGCAGGUUUGGCAUCACUAUCCCGCAUUGCACAUGCAGAAUUGCCAACAUUCUCUGCGGGCCAGUCAACGACGCUCCCAGUGGUGAUGCCCCUUGGCGCUGCAAUGGCGGCUUGUGCACAGCUACUUCAGAUCAGAUACGGUGAGAAGAGCGAUGGGCUCGUAACGUGCCGUGAUGCAGAAGUUCCAGGCUCCGUUGUAGUAAGGCCAAAACGCAAACUGGACCACGCUUGGAUGGUGUACUCGUCGUUGAACGAUGAUCCAUCAGAAGCUGAUGCUUCUCAGGUUUGUGAAGCCCUUCUGACAUUACUUGUGGAAGUAGGACUAAGAAAAAGACAAGAACUAGCAAAAAAAGAUGAGUGAAUUGAAGCAUAUGCACAUAGGACAGAGGGUUCAAAUUUGUUAGGAGGGAGAAAUGUAGAUCAAUGGUUGAGAUGAUUUGAUGGAAUUUGUCCAACGAGUGGAUAUAUUCAAUCUCACUAUAAUUCUUCCCGCUAUUUAUUUAUGCCACUUAUAUGUUGUAAUUAUUUGCCAUUUGGCUCAAAAGGAUAUUAAAAAAAAAAAAAAGAAUUAAUAUAA
Messenger RNA from Ipomoea nil (Japanese morning glory), 1946 nucleotides. RefSeq lists its product as uncharacterized. The record is from RefSeq and is a predicted model, not a curated record. Bases 225 to 1730 code for a protein of 501 amino acids. NCBI's taxonomy places the organism in Eukaryota, Viridiplantae, Streptophyta, Magnoliopsida, Solanales, Convolvulaceae. The transcript has 10 exons.